CACAAGAAAACAUCUCCGAGCGCUGACACAAAAGCAAAACCCACUCGCUUACCAUAGUCAGACACUCUUCUUCGCAUUAUCCCUUUGGGCAGAGCAAACGGCAUAAGACAUGGCUAUGUCUAGCGGCCUUAUCUCCACCUUUCUCGCCGGUGAAACGAAGUCGUUUGCCGUUCCUUACUUCAGCUUCACAGCUUCCCCUUGUCCCAGGCCUGUCCGCCUGCGCGUGACACGCACGCCUACUCUGGCCACCGCUUCUAAGCAGGCCUCCACUGGCAAGGGCGAGCUCCGAGGCAUUAUGAAGCCCAGAAAAGUCUCGCCGGAGAUGCAGUCACUUGUUGGAGCUCCUGAGAUUUCUCGUACACAAGCCCUUAAGGUUAUUUGGGCCCACAUUAAGGAGAACAAUCUUCAGGACCCUGAAAACAAGAGAAUCAUUGUUUGUGAUGACAAGCUGAAGAGUAUUUUCAAAGGACGGGACCGAGUUGGAUUUCUUGAAAUUGCAGGAUUGAUUACUCCUCACUUUCUUUGAUGGAAAACUUGCGAGGGAUAACCUAUAGCGAUGCGGAUGGUUUAUAUGUAGGGUUGUUUUUUGGGUAAAUGAUACUUAGUAGAAGGUGGGAACUGCUGAAUUUUGAAUCUAAGAAAGUGUCGGUGUUUUUUUUUGCCUUACAGAACUAGUUGUUAUGUAAGUGUUUCUGUUUCAGAACUUUUUAUUGUGUAGUAAGCUUUUCUAGGCAAAAUAUCUUCAUUGACUGCCGGUUUGAA
Messenger RNA from Humulus lupulus (European hop), 762 nucleotides. Its product is annotated as protein TRI1. The transcript has 2 exons. Gene Ontology annotation, cellular component: nucleus. NCBI's taxonomy places the organism in Eukaryota, Viridiplantae, Streptophyta, Magnoliopsida, Rosales, Cannabaceae. The record is from RefSeq and is a predicted model, not a curated record. The coding region runs from base 110 to 526 and encodes 138 amino acids.